AGAAGAAUGUUUCAUUAGAUAAUAUUUUUAUUUAAUAAUUUACAAGUAAAACGAAAUAAUGGUGUUUAUUUAAUUGCGAGUAUUUAAACUGAGAACGCAAUAGUGAAUAAUAAAUAUUUUCCACUAUAUGCUUAGUUUUAUUAAUUCGUACGAACAAAUUUGAAGAAAAAAAAAUCAAUACUGCAACUUAAUAACUAUGCACGGAAGAGUUUUAUAUGCAUUUAGAGGAUGGAUUGCUUUUAUUGCUUUCAUGGACUUGGGAACAGCUUUCCGUUGCUAUGUCGAAAAGAGGAGCUUUCUCUCACAAAAUCCAGAUAUUGAAAAUGUUGAUAUGGAUUAUACAAUUUGUCGCUUAAUCGGAAUGUAUUGUAUAUUCAAAGCAAUUGCAUUGGUGCACUGUACAUUAUUUAUACAUCAUAAACCAAUUGUAAUCAUUGGAUGCAGCUCAAUUGUGUUAACAAUGGUACUUUAUUCAACAGAAGCCUUAUAUUUUAGGUCAACUACAAUGCAUUUUUAUGUAAUUUUUCCCUUCUUACUAAAUUUUAUUACACUAGUUGGAUUAUUUUACAUACCUAGAAGAUUGCGACUCUGGGAUCCUUUCACUAAUAAAGAAGACGAAAAUAAUCAGUUGAUAAAGCAAAUGGCAACAUUCAAAAGAAGAAAAACUAGGAAACUUUCAUAGCUUAAUAAAUAUAUGGAUACAAAAAUAAACCCGGCAGAACAUUAAAAUAAAAAUGUUGACAUUCAAAACCAUUUCACUUCCACAGGUGUAUGUAGUUUUAUUAAUAAAGUAUUUCGUUUUUAUGCUUCAAAUAAAAAUGAUGUAUGCGAAUACAA
Messenger RNA from Eupeodes corollae, 837 nucleotides. RefSeq lists its product as uncharacterized. Lineage: Eukaryota; Metazoa; Arthropoda; Insecta; Diptera; Syrphidae. The coding region runs from base 197 to 682 and encodes 161 amino acids. The record is from RefSeq and is a predicted model, not a curated record. The transcript has 4 exons. Gene Ontology annotation, cellular component: endoplasmic reticulum; membrane. Gene Ontology annotation, molecular function: protein-macromolecule adaptor activity.